Colossoma macropomum (tambaqui) is the source of this 4659-nucleotide messenger RNA. Its product is annotated as arginyl-tRNA--protein transferase 1. Gene Ontology annotation, molecular function: arginyl-tRNA--protein transferase activity. The record is from RefSeq and is a predicted model, not a curated record. The transcript has 13 exons. Gene Ontology annotation, biological process: protein arginylation. The coding region runs from base 296 to 1885 and encodes 529 amino acids. Gene Ontology annotation, cellular component: cytoplasm. NCBI's taxonomy places the organism in Eukaryota, Metazoa, Chordata, Actinopteri, Characiformes, Serrasalmidae.
UUUGUUUACAAACGUGAAGUCCGUGCUAGCGCUGUGCUAGCCUUGUUCCAUUACAUGAUUAAUAAUUUAUUAAUAAAUGAAUGCAUUUUAUUUUCAUAAAUAACAGCGAACAUAAGUUAAAAUCCACCUCUUUUUAGUCGCCCUGCGCUCAAACUGUGGGGAGUUUGUUUGGCGCUGUUAUAGACUCUGAAAUGGAGAGCUAACGUUAGCUGUAGCUUUAGCCUCAGGCUUGGUCUGACUGAUCUGCUGGGUUCUGGUUAAACUGUGGGUUCUGCUGCUCUCUGAGCGCGUGAGGAUGUACUCCAUCGUGGAGAUAAAAGGCCUCAAGGAUGGAUAUCGCUGUGGCUACUGUGGAAACGGGUGGGGAAAAGUUUCCUACGGUAUGUGGUCCCAUGCGAUGACAGUGCAGGACUACCAGGAUCUGAUUGACCGAGGAUGGAGAAGAAGUGGCAAAUAUGUUUACAAGCCUGUCAUGAACAAGACCUGCUGUCCACAGUACACCAUCAGAUGCCAUGCCUUGGACUUUCAGCCUUCAAAAACACAUAAGAAGAUCUUGAAGAAGGUGAAGAAGUUCCUCUCUAAAGGGGAGCUGCCUGUGGGUCAGUGUGACGGUGGGUGUGAUGGUGUGUUCGAAGAGAUCAGAGGCUUCCUAGAGCCUCUUACUUCCUCUCUUCAGCGGACAGUAGCUAUAGCUGCUGGAAUAUCCCAGUCUUUUUUCUCAGGUGAGCCGAUGGACUCAGCAUUUGAAUUGGGAGGAGGCGUGCCUCCAGUAGAUCCUGUGAAAAUGCAGCAGUCUCAGGUGGAGCGUCCCAUCAUCCCCAGCGGCCCUGAGGGAGACGGGGACGCCAAACCCGCAUCACCAGAAACAUCAAGAGAAGAACCAGCGUCUUCUCCAGCAGUGAAGAGCCCACGACUUGCGCCAAAACCAGGUGUGGGAGCAGACCCCAGCAGGCCUCCGUGUCGAAAAGCGAAGGAUCUGCGGAAAGAACGGCGGCUUCAAAAAGAGCAGCAGAGGCGCCAGGACGGAGGCACCUUGACGAGUCCAAACCCGACUCCUUCGAACCCAGCGUCCAGUCAGCCCAAAACCGUGGAAGAAUUCAUUGCAGACUCGCUACCCGAUGACGCCGUCCAUCGUCUAGAGGUGAGGCUAGUGCGCUCUUCGCCCCCCAGUCCGCAGUUCAAAGCUUCUUUCGACGCUUCUUACCAAGUGUACAAACUCUACCAGAUGGCCAUUCACCAUGACCCGCCUGACAAGCCUAGCGAGAGCCAGUUUAAGAGGUUCCUCUGUGACUCGCCGCUAGAGGCAGAGACGUCACCUGAUGGCCCUGAUGUAGGAUACGGCUCCUUCCACCAGCAGUACUGGCUGGACGGCCGCAUAGUUGCUGUGGGGGUCAUCGACAUCCUGCCCAGCUGCGUCUCCUCAGUCUACCUCUACUACCACCCGGACUUCGCCUCGCUCUCACUGGGCUCCUACUCUGCUCUCAGGGAAAUCGCCUUCACCAGGCAGUUGCAGAAGCAGUCGCCCAAACUGUCCUACUACUACCUGGGCUUUUACAUCCACUCCUGCCCCAAGAUGCGCUAUAAGGGUCAGUACAAGCCUUCAGACCUGCUGUGCCCAGAGACCUACGUGUGGAUGCCCAUUGAGAGAUGCAUCCCUCGCCUUGAGACCUCCGCUUACGCCCGCCUCAAUGAAGACGGCCGAGCAGGUGAUGCCCGUGCCCUUAAAGACUUGGGCAGGACUCUGGUGCUGCACAGGAGGACGGUCAUGCCCUAUGCUGCCUACGCCCGGAAACGCAAAGGCCCCAGCGAUGAGAGGGAGGUGGAGCAAUACGCCAGCCUGGUGGGCCAGACAUGUGCGGAGAGGAUCCUGCUCUACCGGGCCUGAAGCACUGCAUCGUCCAGCUCCGCACCUUCCUGCACUCUGUCCUCCAGGAAUAAUCAUCACUCUGCCUGCUUUUCUGCCUUUUUCUUCCACACAAUGCCGUUUGUCUUCCUCCGUCUCUGCGUCCGUCCCUUCAGGUUUCCCCUCAGCGUGUUGUGUUUUCUCUCUGCAUGUCUGUUAGAGCUUCAUUUCUUGUUCAGUAUGUAGCCACUUUGAGUAUAUACGCAAUAGGCUUCUUACAGAACUGUGCAAGAGUCCUAGGCCAGCUGAGAAGAUGAUGUGUAAAGCUGUUUAUCUGAGCAGUAAUUAUUUGGUGAGGAAUAAAUUCAAGUGAACAAGCAAUACGUUUGUAUAGCUUAACCAUUGCCAAAGCUCUUCUUAAGGAAGUCCAGUAUUUACAGUUACCACCCAGUAAUCGGUCCUUCACCAGACGUGAUUUAUUUGGACAACAAAAAUGAAAUAGAGGUGUGUAUAAGAUAAAGUAUCUUGCACACUGAACGUGAUUUUUCAGACGGCGACAAUGCGAUAUUAUUUUAUUUGCUCGCUUUCUGCGAACUUUCCCAGGCGACGUGAUCUCUCUGACCAUCUCUGUAGUUGGCAUGGCAACAACGAAGCUGACGGAUCGGAUGAGUCCCAGCAUUAACAACUUUUCGAUAGAUACUGCUUUGUUACUGACAGUGUUAGCAUCUCCAAAAGCAGCUCACACUGCGCUACACACAUCCCAGUUAUAUGUGGAAGAGCUCAAAGAUUCAGCUGCUGAAUAAAACGAUGAAACUCUCCACACUGCUCACUCCUCCCAAAUGGAAGGUGGCCCAUUCAGUGUUUGCCUGUUUUGUGAGGAACAAUGGAUUUAUUUUUGCCUGUUUGUUCCUUUUUCUCAGGGCAAACAACACAGUUAAUUUAAAAAACGUGUCGCAUCUGAAUUUUUCACUUAGGUCGUUUAUGUGCGGCGCCUGUACUCACAUAUUUGUGAUGCGGCGGUUAAAAUGAAAUUUCCUGGACGAAGCCAACAUUUAAGACAAAGUCCUGAUCAACAUCUAAGACUUCACAGCUCAUUUUAACAGUAAUAAAAAGGAGAAAUAGUGAUUAAAAAUGCUGUUUGUCCCCAAAGCAUUCCAGAAAGCUUCUUACUCUGAGAAUACUGCAGCAACAUUCUGGCGCCUCUGAGUCAAAAACACACACAAAAAUGAUAAAUAAAAACAGUUUAUAAAAAGUAAGCUAAUCACAAUGAUUACAGUAUGUAGGCUACUGAAUGAGCCAUGAAAUGAAUCCAGUAUCCUUGACACUGUUUGGUAGUACAACGCAAUGACCUUCAUAAACUCUUUGUGAACUCUCUGUGAAUCUUUUCAUCAUUUCAUAAACAGCGUACAGACGGCGAGGCGUGGCACGCAGGGGCUUUACUUUCUGUUUCUGUUGUUUUGCUAUGUUCUGCAUGUUCUGCUGAGGUCAUUUGUUUGGGUGCCUAAGACUUUUGCACUGCUCUGUAUAUACAGUUGUAUUCAGUUGGAUUUUCCAAAGUGUAAAUAAGUUAAAACAUCCACUACAGAGACACACUUCUGCACAUUUAAAUGCACGGUUACUGAAUUUAACACAGUGGGGGAAAAUAAAACAUGCACUGCCAAAAAACGAUAUUUUAGCAAGUAAAAACAUCUUAAAAGUAGUUAAUAUACCUAAUAUUUCUCAUUACAGGAUCAGUGUGGAAAGAUUGUGAUUGUUUAACCCGUUCCUGUAUAUUUUUACUUGUUUUAAAUAAUUACAUCUAGUGAAAGUGUCUUAUUCCAUUAGCUGAUCAUUUUACUUGUUUUGAGAAUUAAUGAAAAUAAUUUAGCUGAUUUUAAAAGUAGUGCUUAAAAUGAGUCAAAUGAUCUGCGAAAGAAAUUUAAAACAAGUUGAAAAUAUCUAGAAAUAAGUUAAAUAAUCCUAUAAUGCACAUAAAGCAAUCUCUUAAUGAGAUAUAUUAGACAUAUUUACUAGAUUUAAGAUGUUUUCACUCACUAAGAUCAUUUUUUUGCAGUGUAAAAUGUGAACUGUGCAAAAUUUCAUGUUACGCUUUUUUCCCAAUAUGUUAAACUCAGCAAAUAAAUAGAAACUGUGCAAUAGUUUGAGGAUGUCUUAACUCACUUCGAAAAUCAGCAACACUUGUGCAUACGGCUGUGCAUACAAAGCUUAUAUCCCACCUGCUCAUGAGAUGCGGCUGCUCUGUCUAAUGUCCCUCACCGUCCGUGCUCACAAUAUUGCUGCCCACACUGACACAGUUUACAGCCAUGUAAUCGCACUGAUGCUAAUACAGACUGAAAAGUCUCUCUAUGUAGUAAAAGUGAUGUGUCGUAGAGCAGCGGAACCGUUUUUGUUGCACACUUCUGACACCAGUUUCACACGUACCUUGCUGGAUAUAUGAGGCCUCAGAGAUGGUUUUUAAGCUAAUUUCUCUCUGACGCAUCAGUAAAGACAGUGGUUCUAUAUACAACCCUGAACACUCAAAGAACGUUUUACAUGCUUAAAUGUUUUUUUGCAUGGUGAAAUGGUUCUUUAGGUUGAUGGAGAAUGUGUUAUAUGGUUCUGUAUAAAACCUUUUUGAAAAUGGUUCUACAUAGCAGCAAAAUGGGUUCUGCUAUUGUAUACAAGCUUGAGAUUGUAACAACAGCAGAACCCUUUUUGGUGCUAUAUGGAACCAUAUACAAGACAUACUCCAACAAUCAGAAGCACGAUUUCACCAUGCAAAAGAACGCUUUGCACGCUUAAAUGGUUCUUUGCAUGGUGAAAUUGUUCUUGAGGUU